Molecule: messenger RNA, 776 nt
Organism: Chrysemys picta bellii (western painted turtle)
Lineage: Eukaryota; Metazoa; Chordata; Testudines; Emydidae
Source: RefSeq, a predicted model, not a curated record
GGCGCCGCCGGGAGCCCGUUGUCGUGGUGAUGGAACCAACCCGCGACGGUUGCGGGUGGAUGUUCUGUCGGUGACUCGGGGGAUGUGACCGUUGGUGGGGGACGGAACGCGGCUCCAACCGCCGCGAGGCCGGGCCGAUGCCGGGCCGCAAAUCCUCCAAGGAAAAGAAGCGGCGCCGCUCUCGUUCCAGCGGCCUAGACGGGGGCUCGGGCGCGGGGGGCACCGAGGGGAAGCGGCGAAGUACCGAGUCCAGCUACAGCCUCUUGGAGGAAAUAAAAUGUACUGUGCCAUCUGCAGAAAAAGAGGAAUUAGCUGAAGAGCACAGCGACAUAGAAGAUGGUGGACUAGACCUCAGUGUGUCUCUAAAACCAGUUAGUUUCUACAUUGCAGACAAAAAAGAAAUGCUUCAUCAGUGCUUCUGUGUCAUAGGGGAGAAGAAACUGCAGAAAAUGCUGCCUGAUGUUUUGAAGAAUUGUUCCAUGGAGGAAAUCAAAAGACUUUGCCUGGAUCAGUUAGAACUUCUAUCUGAGAAAAAACUCCUGAAGAUUCUUGAAGGUGAGACUGGAGCUGACUCUGAUACUGAUGAAGAUGCAGACCGUGGUGGAAAUAAGACCGGAGUUGAAUCAAUCAGUCAUAGUCAAAGAGAAUUCUGGGGGAGUUGGAAAACAUCAGAACUGCAUACGAGCCACAGGUUCCUGCAAAGGAUGAAGUCCCUGAACAAGGUGCAGGCAGGAGAUGUGGUCACAAUAUCUUGCACCUAGGUAGGCUUAAUCUUU